AUGGACUACGGCGUCUUAAAUAAGCUACGUCUGGAAGGGAAGCUGUGUGACGCGGUGAUCGAGGUCAGCGGCACAAGGUUUAGCGCUCACAAGGCCAUCCUGUGCACCAGCAGCUCUUACUUCUGCUCGGUGUUCACCGGCAGCGUCCAUGCGGAACAGCAGGAGCACAGCGUCCCCGGCGUGUCGGCGGACACCAUGAGGCUCCUCAUCGAGCACGUCUAUGGCCAGGACCUCGAGGUCACCGAGGCCAACGUGGCGCCCCUCCUGGAGGCCGCGGUGGGCCUGGGCUUCCCGCGCGCGGCCCGCGCGUGCUUCGACUUCCUGGAGGCCCGGCUGCGCCCGGGGAACUGCGUGGGGAUCUGGAGCGCGGCCGCCCCCUGCCCCGGCCUGAGGCUCCGUGCGUACGGCUUCAUCCUGCGCCACUUCGCCGAGGUGGGCCGCACCUCCCCGGAGAUCCUGGGGCUGCCCCUGCCGCAGCUCUGUCGCAUCGCCGGGGACGACGAGCUCAACGUCAAGGAGGAGAGCGUGGUGUUCGACGUGAUACUCCGCUGGAUCGCGCACUGUCCCUCAGAGCGGGAAGCCUACAUCUCUGUGCUGUUGCCCAAGGUGCGGAUGUCCUUCCUGGAUCCCGACUACUUCCGGCACAACGUGAUGGAGAACCCGGUGGUGAAGGAGAGCAAGGAGUGCCGGGACCUGCUCAUGAAGACCAGAAGGUUCCUGCAGAACCGCUUGGUGACCAGGCUCUUCAGCUCCUUCACCAGCACCCAGCACUUCCUCCCGCGGCUCCCCCACGCCGUCCUGCUGGCCGUGGGGGGCUGGAGCGAACACGGCUACGUCGCCGCCCUGGAGUCGUACGACGUGCGGGCCAACUGCUGGGUCGGCGUGCCGCAGGACCGCGAGGAGCCCCGGGUCUACCACGGGGCGGCCUACCUCGGCGGCUUCGUGUACUGCGUCGGGGGCCGCGGCGAAGACCAGUUCUUCAGCAGCGUGCGCAGGAUGGACGUGGCGACGCUGGAGUGGCGCGAGGCCGCGCCCAUGCACCAGCGCCGCGCCUACGUGAGCGUGGCCGUGCUGGGCGGGCGGCUCUACGCCAUGGGCGGCUUCGACGGGCACGUCGGCCACAGCACGGCCGAACGCUACGAGCCCGAGACCAACCAGUGGAGCUACAUCCAGCCCAUGAACGAGCAGAGGAGGGACGCUAGCGCCGCUACGCUACACGGCAAGGUGUACAUCUGUGGGGGCUUCAAUGGACAGGAGUGUGUCUUCACUGUAGAGUGCUACACCCCCCAGACGGACUACUGGACCCUGAUCACCCCCAUGAACAGGCGUCGCAGCGGGCUGGGUGUGGUGGCAUAUGGAGAGGAGAUCUAUGCGUUGGGCGGCUUCGACGGGACCGGCCGGCUCCGCUGCGUGGAGGCGUAUUCCCCGCCGGCGGACCGCUGGCGCACCGUGCGCGGAAUGCCCAAGGCCUGCAGCAACUUCGGCCUGGGCGUGCUGGACGACCAGCUGUUCACCGCCGGCGGUCUGGAGACCUUCGCCAGCACGGACUGCGUGAGGAGCUACAAUGAGACCACCGGCAGGUGGAGCAAAUUCAAGAGGAUGAAGUACUCCAGAGGGGCCCUAAGCUGCUGCGUGGUGUCUGACCUGCCAAAUAUAACCCAGUAUACCGCACCCCGAAAACAGUACAUCACCUCGCACCCAAACUAA
Conger conger (European conger) is the source of this 1707-nucleotide messenger RNA. RefSeq names its product kelch-like protein 10. The record is from RefSeq and is a predicted model, not a curated record. Lineage: Eukaryota; Metazoa; Chordata; Actinopteri; Anguilliformes; Congridae. The coding region runs from base 1 to 1707 and encodes 568 amino acids. The transcript is spliced from 5 exons. Gene Ontology annotation, molecular function: protein binding.